Messenger RNA from Jaculus jaculus (lesser Egyptian jerboa), 2156 nucleotides. It is a transcript of the gene Zfta, whose product is annotated as zinc finger translocation associated. The coding region runs from base 138 to 2156 and encodes 672 amino acids. Lineage: Eukaryota; Metazoa; Chordata; Mammalia; Rodentia; Dipodidae. The record is from RefSeq and is a predicted model, not a curated record. Gene Ontology annotation, biological process: negative regulation of DNA-templated transcription. The transcript is spliced from 5 exons.
UGAACCCUAAUCUCCGAGCUCCUCUCUCAGAAACUCCCCAUCCCCUUUUGUUUUUAAAGAAUCUCUGCUCCUCCUUUUUUUCCGGCUCUUAAAGAGCCAGCUCGCCCUUAGACUUCCCUGACUCCAGCGCUGGAAGGAUGCUCAGAGACCCGCUAGCUAUCCUGUGCCUCUGCAGACAAAGACGCUUAGGCCCGGAGAGCCGACGUGACCUACCAAAAGGUCACCGGCAAGUCACCCGCCAAGAUCUUCAACUGGAAGGGGGUGCUUUAGGGUCCUGGGGGAGUACUCCCCUGCCCUCCUCCAGGGCCAGGGGACCAGCAUCUUCAGGCAGGAAGUAUUCAGACCAUUGUGAGGCUCGGGCGUCAAGGCCUGGAAAGAGCCGCAUCCCUGGCAGAGACCAUCGGCGUUACUAUCACGACCACUGGCGGCUGGAGUACCUGAUGGAUUUCAAUCCUGCCCGACACGGCAUGGUGUGCAUGGUGUGUGGCAGCUCGCUGGCCACCCUCAAGCUCAGUACCAUUAAGAGGCACAUUCGUCAGAAGCACCCCUACUCUCUGCAUUGGAGUCCUCGGGAGAAGGAAGUCAUCAGCAACAGCUGGGAUGCCCAUCUAGGCCUGGGGGCAUGUGGCGAGUCUGAGAGCCUGGGGGCCCAGGGGGUUGAGGAGGAGGAAGAGGAAGAAGACGAUGAAGAGGAGGAGGAGGGGAGCAGCCUUCAAGCUUGCCCAUCCAAGGGUUCAGGCAAAGCCCCAGCUGGUGGGGGCUGCCGGCGCCAGCGGAAAGGGGUACGAGGGGGCCCAGUGGCACCUCGGCGGCGUCGGCGCCUCUCCGCCUCCCGUGCCUCCCGGAGGGCUGGGGCCAGCAGGGGGCUGGGGGCCCGGCGUCUGGAGCGGAGACUGAAGGAGUCCCUGCAGAACUGGUUCCGGGCCGAGUGUCUCAUGGACUAUGACCCGCGGGGGAACCGGCUGGUGUGUAUGGCCUGCGGCCGGGCACUGCCCAGCCUGCACCUCGACGACAUCCGUGCCCACGUGUUGGAGGUGCACCCCAACUCCCUAGGGCUCAGCGGCCCCCAGCGCAGUGCCCUGCUGCAGGCCUGGGGUGACCAGCCGGAGUCUGAGCUCACUCAGGCCCCACCAGACGAUGACGUCCCCCAGGACCUGACCAGAAAGAGCCGGGACUCCGCCCCCACUGCUGGAGCCCCCUCCUCUCAGGAUCUCAGCCCCCCAGACGUAAAGGAAGAGGCUGGCUGGGUCCCUGAGAGGCCCGGGCCCACAGAGCAGGAGGAGGAGGAGGAGCUGGAGGAGGGCGAGGGCAAGAGGGCAGGCGGCCAGGGCCGGCCGCCCCGGGGCCGCGACCACCGCCGCCACUACCAGGAGUGCUGGCGGCUGGAGUACCUCAUGGAGCUGGACGGCUGCCGGCGCGGCCUCGUGUGCAUGGUGUGCGGGGGCGCGCUGGCCUCGCUAAAGAUGAGCACCAUCAAGCGACACAUCCGCCAGCGCCACCCAGGCUCCACGAGUCUCAGCGGGCCGGUCAAGGCCCUCAUCGCCCAGGAGUGGAGCGAGAAGGCCGCCCACCUGCUGGCCCUGGGACUGCCCGGCCCAGAGUCCCCCCGCGGCCCGGAUGCCCCCAGCACAGCCGCAGCCUCCGAGGAGGGGGGAGGGGCAGAGGAGGCGGAGCCAGAGGAGGAGUGGUGGGGCGACGUCCCGCCGUCCCCAGGGACACCGUUGGAGCGACCCGCCGAGGAAGAGGAGGACGAAGAGGACAGCCAGGAGCCCGGGGGGCUGGCCUUCCCGCCGCUGCCGCCGCCGCCGCCUCCCCCGCCGCCGCCGCCACCACCGCGCAGCCGGGAACAGCGGCGGAACUACCAGCCGCGCUGGCGGGGCGAAUACCUGAUGGACUACGACGGCAGCCGGCGCGGCCUCGUGUGCAUGGUGUGCGGGGGCGCGCUGGCCACGCUCAAGGUGAGCACCAUCAAGCGACACAUCCUGCAGGUGCACCCCUUCUCCAUGGACUUCACGCCCGAGGAGCGCCAGACCAUCCUGGAAGCCUACGAGGAGGCAGCGCUGCGCUGCUACGGCCACGAGGGGUUCGGACCCCCAGCCCCGGCGCCCCGCGACGGCGGCGCGGACCUCAAGUCGGGCGCCGUGUGUCGCGCGUAG